AUGUCGGAUGAUCGCAGCUAUCGCAUGUUGAUCAUGCUAGAAGAUGCGGUCCCAUCAGAGGAGGUGACCGAUGCCUCUGGAAAAACAGAUUCGGUUGGAGAAAGUGCCAGAGAUGAGGCACCCGUUCGUGCGACACAUGAAUUUGUCGAUGAGCUAGUACUACCAGUGGAGAUAGAGGAUUUCGAUAAUUUGAACGAAUGGUUUGACUCGUUCGAUGCGGACAUAUGCAUACCGAAUGAGGGAUUCAUCAAGUACGAGAUCAGUAGUGAUGGGUUGGUGGUUUUGUUACUUGCAAGAGAGCGCGCGCAUGUGCUCGACCUCAUUCGUGCAUUUGUGGCCUCUCACCACUAG
Molecule: messenger RNA, 351 nt
Organism: Lachancea fermentati
Lineage: Eukaryota; Fungi; Ascomycota; Saccharomycetes; Saccharomycetales; Saccharomycetaceae
Source: the annotation of a GenBank genome assembly